CAAUGUUGGCAACAGAAAGUUGCUCAGUUUUUGGUUGGCGAUUAUAAUGCAUAUUUUCUGAGAAAAAAGUUGACGAAAAAGUGAUAAUUGUGGGUUGAAAAGGUGCAUUAUAUAUGUUAGAAAAUCUCGCGCGAAUAGGCUCAUUUCUCGGACGAUUGGCUCACAAGGGACACGUGCGAAUAUCACAGAGUUUCGUUGCAAAACAAAGCGACCGACAUUGCCACAAAAUGAAUUUACCAAAGCCAAAUGUUGUGUUUGUUUUGGGUGCUCCCGGAUCCGGAAAGGGCACGCAGUGUGAGAAGAUUAUGAAGAAGUUUGACUACGUGCACUUAUCUGCUGGGGAUUUGUUACGAGAGGAGCGCAAUAGAGAAGGCUCAGAGUACGGAGAGUUGAUUGAGAAUUACAUUCGCAAUGGGAAAAUCGUUCCCGUGGACGUGACUUGUGCCCUCCUCGAGAAUGCCAUGAAUCAAAAUAUGAAAGUGAGCGGGAAGGACUGCUUUCUGGUCGACGGAUUCCCCCGGAAUAAGGACAACGUCGAUGGCUGGCAGCGCCGGAUGUCUGACAAGGUCAACCUGAAGUUCGUCCUCGUGUUCAACUGUCCGGAAGACGCCUGCGUGGAGAGAUGUAUAAAUCGUGGCAAGAGCGGAAGCAAUCGCUCAGACGAUAAUAUAGAUAGUCUGAAGAAAAGAUUCGACACCUUUGUCAACGAUUCUAUGCCCAUCAUCAAUUACUACAAGGCGCAGAAUUUAGUGCACGAACUGGACGCCACCAAAUCACCAGACGAGGUGUUUGAAGAUGUUAAAGCUUUCUUCGCUGACAACUAAACCGCGUAAGUUUAGUUUGCGCAUCCUAGGUUUUUGUUGAUAUUAUUUCUAUAUACUUACUAUAUACAAAAGACUAGAAUUAUUUUUCUAAUGGCUUUGGGGGCUUUUGGGCAGGAUACAGCAAGCUGCAUAGCUAAAAAAAAACUCUUGAGAAGAGAUGUUUUCCAAAGUGAUUCUCAAGUAUAUCAUUGAAAAAAAUAGCUAAAAGUGAGCAGGUAUUUUAUAAGUGCUUUUGUGUUUCUUUUGUAAAGUAUAAAAUUACCUGAAGAUCGAAAAUGGUAUCGAAAGUCUCAAAUAUUGUUCGAAAAUCUAACACCAUAUUUUGUGAAAAUUUUAAAAUUCUAC
Messenger RNA from Phlebotomus argentipes, 1169 nucleotides. RefSeq names its product UMP-CMP kinase (gene Dak1). The transcript has 2 exons. NCBI's taxonomy places the organism in Eukaryota, Metazoa, Arthropoda, Insecta, Diptera, Psychodidae. Gene Ontology annotation, molecular function: ATP binding; UMP kinase activity. The record is from RefSeq and is a predicted model, not a curated record. Gene Ontology annotation, cellular component: cytoplasm; nucleus. Gene Ontology annotation, biological process: CDP biosynthetic process; UDP biosynthetic process; 'de novo' pyrimidine nucleobase biosynthetic process. The coding region runs from base 114 to 824 and encodes 236 amino acids.